UUUCCUCUGUCAUGUAGGAGAAACAGAAGUCAGAAUCCUUUCUUAUACUUUCUUCUUGGAAUCGCAACAAGGAGGGAAUGAUUUCCAAACGAGCGCAAGUUCUGAUCUGCGUCGCUGUUCUUUUGAACUACUUUGAUGCUGUAGAAAUUCCAAUUUUAGUGGAGCAGCUGCCAGUGAUCACACGUUCUAGCAGUGGGACCAUAAUCGCUUUUCCGGUAGAUGAAGAUUUUACCAUCGAGUGUGAAGCUAAAGGAAACCCAGCCCCGGUAUACAAGUGGACAAAGAAUGGGUAUCCAUUUCAUCCAUACGCUGACCCCAGAGUUAAGAUGAGCCAGAAUUCCGGGACCUUUACAAUCCUUCCGAACGAGAAUAUAGCGGAGUAUAAUGGUACUUAUCGCUGUUAUGCAUCCAACCGUCUGGGAACUGCCAUGUCAGAAGAAACCCAGUUCAUUGUUCCAGGAGUCCCUAAAUUUCCAGAUGAAGACAUUAUUCCUGUAGAAGUGGAAGAGGGAGAUGCUGUGGUUUUAAGCUGUGAUCCCCCACAUGGUUUGUCUCCGGUUCAUAUUUACUGGAUGACUCUUGACCUUGUUCACAUUCCUCAGGAUGAACGCGUGUCCGUAGGGAGAGAUGGCAACUUGUAUUUUGCGAAUGUGAAAAAGACAGACAGUAGAACAGAUUACUGCUGCUUUGCUGCGUUUUCCAGAAUCAGAACAAUUGUCCAGAAGGUCCCCAUGACUCUUGCUGUUCACACAAGUAAUACGUUUCAGGAAAGGAGACCAACAAUGAUGACUCCGCCGGGAACGAGCAGUUCUGUCACAGUCCUGAAAGGAGAGCUGCUGACGCUGGAAUGCAUUGCGGAGGGACUACCAACACCAAAGAUCUUCUGGCAAAAGGAGAGGGCGGAAUUGCCACCGGAAAGGGCAGUACUUGGGAACUAUGGAAAACAGCUUAAGAUAAAUGACAUUAAAGCCAGCGAUCACGGAAUCUAUCGCUGUACAGCUAAAAAUAUUGGUGGAGUAGCACAGCAUGAUUUUCAUGUUCACGUGGAAGAACCUCCUCAAUGGAAGAAGUGCCCAGAAAGCAGCGUGCAGAGCGUGGCCUCCAGCGUCGUCCUACAUUGUUCAGCCUCUGGAAAUCCCAAACCAGAGAUACACUGGAAGAGAAAUGGGCAACCUCUGCAAAAGACUCUUUCCCCAAACCAUGAAGAAAUAAGAAUUGAGAACCUGCAGCUCAUGGACAGUGCCGUGUACCAGUGCGAAGCAACAAAUAGACACGGCUCAAUCCUUGCCAGUGCGAAUAUCGAUGUUUUAGAUAUUGCCCCGUUGAUCCUCACACCUGAUAAAAGAAACUACACGGUCGUUCUCGGUCACAGUGCCAACCUGCAUUGCAAUGUUUUUGCUGUUCCUCACGCAAAGGUGUUCUGGUACCGGAAGGAGAUGCUGGAGGCUCAGCACAUGACGCUCGAGAACGGCACUCUCCAUAUUCUGAAGACCCAAGCACAGGAUGCUGGAGUCUAUAUGUGCCACGCAUCGAACUCACAAGGAAACGGGACCCUCGCUGCGCAUCUGGAGCUUCUCGAACCAACAACUGUGUCUUUGCGCCCGGAGAACCCAUGGGUUAAACGGUCACACAGUGUCACCCUGACGUGCCAUAUUCACUGCGAUAGCAAACUUUCCCCCAGUCUGAAGAUCACAUGGAAGAAGAACGGAGAGGAGAUGACGAAAAGCAAUAGAAGAAUAAACCUGAACUCUGAUACCUUGUCCAUUGUUAAUGUAACCUGGGAGGACGCAGGCUUAUAUAGCUGUACAGGAUCCACCUCGAUGGACAGUGCGGCUGCAGAGACUCGGCUCAGCGUGCGCGACGUCCCCAGUGCCCCUGAAAGCCUGCAUCUCUCAGGAAAGCAGACACGGAGUAUGAUAUUAUCGUGGAUAGCAAGAGAUUCCCAGAACAGUCCAAUUUCAGAAUAUCUCGUGCAAGCAAAGAAAAGUCGCCAGGAUCCUGGGACGUGGGAAGAUCUCAUUAGUGUUACAGAGAACAUUACAUCUGUCGCUCUGUCUUUGGAGCCUUAUUAUAACUAUGAGUUCCGCGUGUUCGCAAAAAAUGAAAUGGGAAAAAGCCCACCAAGUCCUGUCUCUGAAGUGUAUAGCACUCCUCCUGCGGUCCCAGAUAAGAAUCCUGAAAUCAUUAAUAUUAAAGCUGAUACAUCAAAGGAAAUGAUAGUUACGUGGGAGCCACUAAAAGUAGAAGAGCAGAAUGGUCCAGGCUUUCAUUACAGAGUUAGUUGGCGUCGCCAAGGUGCGAGUACAGACUGGCAUCAUGAAAAUGUCAACCGGCACCACUUCCUUAUAAAGGAUACCCCAGCUUUUGUUCUGUACGAUGUUCGUGUUCAAUCCGUUAAUAAGAUGGGCACCGGUCCAGAACCACAAGUGCACACAGCAUACUCCGGAGAGGACUCUCCUGAUGCCUCUCCACCCAAAGUGACCGUGGACGUUGCCAACAGUUCUGUGGUUAAGGUUUCGUGGAUAGGUAUUUCCCAGGACAGGGUACGAGGACAUCUGUCAGGUUACAAGAUAAUCUAUUGGCGAGUAAGUGAUCUGGCAGAUGGGAAGAGGCACCAUGCUGACCACCAUGUUCUGAUAUUUCCUGGUCACAGAGAGUGGGGGAUGAUUCCAGGUCUUAUUCCGUUCACUGAAUACAAAGUGUCUGUUGCUGCAUUUAACGCACGUGGAGACGGACCUGCAAGCUCGCCUGUUACAUUUCGGACUCCUGAAGGAGUUCCUGAACAGCCGCAUUUCCUGCGAAUCAUGAGCCCAGACAGCAAUUUCUUCACCUUGUCAUGGGGGCCACCGAGAAAUGUAAAUGGGAUUCUGACAGCCUACCUACUGCACUACCAGAUAAUUAAUGAUACGGAUGAAGUUGGAAGCAUGCAAAAUAUCAGCAUAAAAGAGCCAUCGGCUGUCAGCUGGAGAGUGCCCCGGCUGGAACUCGGUACCAGGUAUAAAUUCUACCUGAGGGCAUGUACCAUUGCUGGCUGCGGCAGAGCUGUGAGCGAAGAAGGGCGGACAGAGACACAAGCAACUUACAGUGAUGCUUCCCAAAGUCUCACCACCCAUGGCUGGAUCAUUGGAUUAAUGUGCGCAAUCGCUCUGCUAACUCUUGUCCUGCUCCUUCUUUGUUUUGUGCAGAGAAAUAAGGGUGGAAAAUAUCCCGUCAAGGAAAAGGAAGCGCCUUCCACAGAAGAAAACACUCAGCCCGCGAAACAAGAAGUUGUUUCCAACUUCAGUGCUAAUAAUCCACUGAACAGAAGCAUGAAUUCCAUAAGUGUGGACAUGAAAUCGUAUGACAGCGUGGACAGCCUUGUGCAGUAUAGUGAUGAAGAACAUCAGCAAUUUAACGAGGAUGGCUCCUUCAUCGGGGAAUAUACAGAAUCCAAGGAGAAGUAAGAUUUCUUUCUAGCAAUAAACUGCAAAACCCCGGACAUUGCUGGAACUAUCCAUCUCGUAUCUAAAAGUAAAACGCUACAGGAUUUGAAGGUCAAAAUCCAUCUUUUAUUGAUUUUUUUCUGAUACAUACCACCUAGUAAGACAAUUCUGUUUGCCAACCUCAACGUCCUUUAUGUUAUCCACCUGAACAGCUUCACCUUUGGCUCUUUGGUCCUGCGCGCUCUCUCGCUCACCACAUCCAGCACUUAUUAUAGCUCUAAUAGCAUUGUGCAUGUUAUGAACAAACUGUUUCUUCCUCUGAGAGAUGCCAUAUUAGUAGAAGAAAUGAUGAGGACGCAUUCAUGUUGUGAUUUGCUUAUGAUACUAAUUGUCCUUUUCAUCAUGUAGUUAAAUUAUGUGUCCAGGCUUUUCUCUUCAUGUUUGAUACAGACCAGCAGACUCACUCUUUACAGAGGAAUGUCGGACCAGUCUUCUCAUUUUCAUUUGUCCUGAACUUGAUCACUUGACUGAGUUCAUGGGUCUAUUAUCAGUCGACGAAGAUGCGAUUGGGCAGUACAAGCAGGUUGGAACCUACAGGGUGCUGUACAAGGUGCGACCAAAUCUAUGGGGAAGUCCCAGACAAAAAAAAAUAUUUUGCUCCUCGAGUAUAAAACCCAGCGCAGUUUACAGUAACGUAGGUGAGCACUGACAAAACCCUGCAUAAUCUAAUUAUUUGCCCGGAGGCAGCCAUUGUGGCCGGUCAUAUGAUAUUUUGAGCAGCUUUUUUUGCUCCAGCACUACACUGAGCUGAUUCUUUUUAUGGCACAACAGCACAAUUAUUCUUAAUUUGAUACUAGUGAGAAAAAAUUUGCAGAUCCCCUUAACUUAACCGAACUGAACCCAUAAACUAAUGUCUACUAUGUGCCAGAACAUUUUUCUGCCUUAAUUUCUUAAACAAUUAAAAUGUUUGACAUUUUAAGCUCUUUAAAUGUUAUAUUAUUUGUUAUUAUAUAAAGCCAUUUGUACUUGUA
Spea bombifrons (plains spadefoot toad) is the source of this 4453-nucleotide messenger RNA. RefSeq names its product cell adhesion molecule L1 like (gene CHL1). Gene Ontology annotation, molecular function: protein binding. The coding region runs from base 78 to 3443 and encodes 1121 amino acids. Lineage: Eukaryota; Metazoa; Chordata; Amphibia; Anura; Pelobatidae. Gene Ontology annotation, cellular component: axon; plasma membrane. The record is from RefSeq and is a predicted model, not a curated record. The transcript is spliced from 24 exons. Gene Ontology annotation, biological process: axon guidance; cell-cell adhesion.